AUGGCAGGACAGGGGCUUGUCGCCCCUCACCUUCUCAUCCUCAGCCUUGCUUUGGUGGGUGUUUUUCCUGCAGCUGAAGGCUCUGGAUACCUGUCAGGAUAUCGCCUCCGGUCACGCUUACAGAGAGACCGCCAUUUCCGUAAUAUCCGACCCAACAUUAUCCUCAUACUUACAGAUGACCAGGACAUAGAACUGGGCUCAAUGCAGGCCAUGAACAAGACGAGGCAGGUUAUGGAGAAAGGCGGAACCCACUUUACAAACGCUUUCUCCACCACCCCAAUGUGCUGUCCAUCCCGCUCCUCCAUCCUCACGGGGAAGUAUGUGCACAACCACCACACAUACACCAACAACGAGAACUGCUCGUCCCCGUCCUGGCAAGCCCACCACGAGCCACAUACGUUUGCUGUACACCUCAACAACUCAGGCUACAGGACAGCAUUCUUUGGAAAAUAUCUGAAUGAAUACAAUGGCUCUUAUAUACCCCCGGGAUGGAAGGAAUGGGUAGCACUGGUGAAAAACUCUCGCUUCUACAACUACACCCUUUGCCGGAAUGGAGUGAGAGAGAAGCACAAUGGUGUCUAUGCAAGGGAUUACCUGACAGAUGUUAUUACCAACGACAGCAUCAACUACUUCCGCAUGUCCAAGAGGAUGUACCCUCACCGCCCCGUCAUGAUGGUCCUGAGUCAUGUGGCCCCACACGGCCCCGAGGACUCAGCCCCUCAGUACAGCACUGCCUUCCCCAAUGCGUCUCAGCACAUAACACCCAGCUACAACUAUGCACCAAACCCAGAUAAACACUGGAUACUGCGGUACACUGGCCCCAUGAAGCCGGUCCACAUGCAGUUCACCAACCUGCUGCAGCGCCGGAGGAUGCAGACACUGCUGUCGGUGGAUGACAGUGUGGAGAAGGUAUACAACAUGUUGGUAGAGACAGGAGAAGUGGAGAAUACCUACAUUAUUUAUACGUCAGACCACGGCUAUCAUAUUGGCCAGUUUGGACUGGUGAAAGGCAAAUCCAUGCCUUACGAGUUUGAUAUCCGAGUACCUUUCUAUGUACGAGGCCCAAAUGUGGAGCAAGGGGCUAUCAACCCUCACAUAGUGCUAAACGUCGACCUAGCCCCAACCCUGCUGGACAUGGCCGGCAUUGAUAUCCCCUCAGAAAUGGACGGAAAAUCGUUUCUUAAGCUGCUAGAUGCUGACAAGCCUGUCAAUAGAUUUCAGGUGAACAAGAAGCUGAAAACCUGGCGAGAUUCUUUCCUGGUGGAAAGAGGGAAGCCUCUACAUAAAAGAGGUGACGGGAAAGAGAUGGAGCAGGAGGAGAACUUCUUGCCCAAAUAUCAGCGUGUGAAGGACUUGUGUCAGAAGGCAGAGUACCAGACACCGUGCCAGCAGCCGGGACAGAAAUGGCAGUGUGUGGAGGACCCGACUGGUAAAUUGAGGCUGUAUAAAUGCAAGGGUAUGGCGAGCCUCUUUGCCCCACGCAUGCAGGCUCUGAUGGCCCGUGGAGUUUCCAAGCUGUCUCCCGUCUCCAACUUUGCCAACUGCAAUUGUGCCGACUUGUCAUUGAAAACAUCUAUCUUUAGGAGGAAGAAACUGCUCACUAAAAAGAAGAUGAAAUCUACUAAAACUGUGACGCGAAAGCGCUGGGCCCGCUCGGUCUCAUUUGAAUUGGAUGGAGAUCUGUAUGCAGUGGACUUAGAGGAAGGCUACUGGCCGCUGGGUGCAAAGAACAGCAGCUGGGUAAAAGAUAAGAAGAAUAGACUCCACUAUGAAGAAGACAAUGAUGAAUUCAGUGGAAUGGAAGUCACAGCCAAGCCUACUACCAGCUACAAUCUAACAGCCCCAAGUGCUCUAAAGGUUACCUACAGAUGCUCUAUUCUGAUGAAUGACACAGUCAAGUGUGAUGGAGGUCUCUACAAGUCCCUUCAAGCCUGGAAGGACCAUAAGCUUCACAUUGAACAUGAGAUUGAAACUUUACAAAGUAAAAUCAAGAAUCUGCGUGAAGUCAAAGGUCAUUUGAAGAAGGUGCGCCCAGACGAAUGCCAAUGUAACGACACUCCAAGUUAUCUUUAUAAAAGUAAAGAAAAUUUUCAACUAAAUACGGAGAACAUUGACAACCUGGGAAUGGCAUCAUCAAAGCUGGCAAAGGAGCAAAAGCACCGCAAGAAACUGCGUAAAUUCCUUAAACGUCUCCAGAACAAUGACACGUGCAGCAUGCCCGGCCUGACCUGCUUCACUCAUGACAAUCACCACUGGCAGACUGCCCCCUUUUGGACAAUGGGCCCGUUCUGUGCAUGCACCAGCGCCAACAACAACACCUACUGGUGCCUGCGGACCAUCAAUGACACGCACAACUUCAUUUUCUGUGAAUUUGCCACUGGUUUUCUGGAGUAUUUUGACAUCAACACAGACCCUUAUCAGUUGAUAAACGGCAUCAGCAGCCUCGACCGCAACACGUUAAAUUCAUUGCAUCAACAGCUCAUGGAGCUGAGGGGUUGCAAGGGGCAUAAGCAGUGCAAUCCAGAAAAAGGUGGAAAAGAGCGAAACUAUUUCAGUGAAUACAGGCCAGUUCAUCGCCGAAAGAGGCCAAAAGUGAAGAAGCCUUCCUCCAAAUCACUAGGGCAGAUUUGGGAAGGAUGGGUCGGUUAA
This is a messenger RNA of Knipowitschia caucasica, 2649 nucleotides long. The record is from the annotation of a GenBank genome assembly. NCBI's taxonomy places the organism in Eukaryota, Metazoa, Chordata, Actinopteri, Gobiiformes, Gobiidae.